This is a messenger RNA of Medicago truncatula (barrel medic), 1938 nucleotides long. RefSeq names its product probable indole-3-pyruvate monooxygenase YUCCA9. The coding region runs from base 202 to 1467 and encodes 421 amino acids. Gene Ontology annotation, biological process: auxin biosynthetic process. The record is from RefSeq and is a predicted model, not a curated record. NCBI's taxonomy places the organism in Eukaryota, Viridiplantae, Streptophyta, Magnoliopsida, Fabales, Fabaceae. The transcript is spliced from 3 exons. Gene Ontology annotation, molecular function: NADP binding; N,N-dimethylaniline monooxygenase activity; flavin adenine dinucleotide binding.
UCUCCAUUCAUUCCAAACUCACAUGCUCAAUUCUCAACCUUAGUUCCUCUCUCUCUUUCUCAACCUCCAAACCUUCUUCAUUCAAAUCAAACCUCUUCCAACUUUAACAAACAAAAUAUUUUCAACACUCUCGCCAGUACCUUCUGGUCGAACUCAGGAUUAUCAAACAUUUUCUUCUGAAAACCCGAGAGUUAAAACAAAAUGGAGAACUUGAUUCGCCUAGUCGAUAAUGAAGAAGACGCAGUCUCACAUCGUUGCAUUUGGGUAAAUGGUCCUAUAAUAGUAGGAGCAGGACCAUCAGGUCUAGCAACAGCAGCAUGUCUUAAGCAACAAGGAGUACCCUUCAUGGUUCUUGAAAGAUCAAAUUGCAUAGCUUCACUAUGGCAAAAAAGAACAUAUGACAGAUUAAAACUUCACCUCCCUAAACAAUUCUGUCAACUACCUAACUUUCCAUUCCCACAAGAAUUUCCUGAAUAUCCAACAAAGAAACAGUUCAUAAACUAUCUUGAAUCCUACGCGAAACACUUUGAAAUCAACCCGCGAUUCAACGAGUGUGUUCAAUCUGCUAAAUAUGAUGAGACUAAUGGGUUGUGGAGAGUUGAGACUGUUUCCAAUGGAAAUGAAGUUGAGUAUAUUUGUAGGUCGCUUGUGGUUGCUACUGGUGAGAAUGCAGAGUGUGUUGUGCCUUAUAUUGAAGGGUUAGGUGGUGAAUUCAAGGGUGAAAUUAUUCAUGCUUGUGAUUAUAAAUCAGGUGAAAGUUUUAGAGGGAAGAAAGUUUUGGUUGUUGGUUGUGGUAAUUCUGGAAUGGAACUUUCUCUUGAUCUUUGCAAUCAUAAUGCAUCACCUUCUAUUGUUCUUCGUAGCUCGGUUCAUGUUUUGCCUAGAGAAGUUUUUGGGAAAUCAACAUUUGGAUUGGCAGUUAUGAUGAUGAAAUGGUUACCAGUUUGGAUAGUUGACAAGAUUUUGUUGAUUUUGGCUUGGUUAGUGUUUGGUAAUAUAGAGAAGUAUGGUCUUAAAAGGCCAUUGGAAGGUCCUUUGGAGCUUAAGAACACAAAGGGUAAGACCCCUGUUUUGGAUAUUGGAACCUUGGAGAAAAUUAGAUCUGGUCACAUAAAAGUUGUGCCUGGAAUUAAGAGGUUUACUAAUGGCUAUGUUGAACUUGUUAAUGGUGAAAAGAAUCAAGUUGAUGCAGUUGUUCUUGCUACUGGAUAUCGUAGCAAUGUCCCUUCUUGGCUUAAGGAAGGUGAAUUUUUCUCCAAGAAUGGAUUUCCAAAGUCACCAUUCCCUAAUGGUUGGAAAGGAACUGUUGGACUUUAUGCUGUUGGGUUUACAAAGAGAGGGCUCUCUGGUUCUUCAUAUGAUGCUAAACAAAUUGCUCAAGAUAUUGCUCAAGUUUGGAAACAAGAGAUUAAGCAAAAGAAACACUGCACUAAUGCUUGCAAUAAACGUUGCAUUUCCCAAUUCUGAAUUGCACAAAUUGUUAACAACAAACAUUAGGCAUUAGCAGUUUUGUUUCUUUAGCUAGGAAUUUGUUGGUGUAUAAAAAAAAAUUAACAAUAUUUUUGUAAAAAAGAAAAAGAUACACAAAUAAUAGAUAGCACAUAAGGAGAAUUGCUCUUCUCCAAUCUGUUUUUGCUCAUUUCCGCUGAGAAAAUACACCUGCAUGAGUUAACUCGUGCUGAGAAUACAUUUGCCUGAGGCAACUCACGCUCGACUAUUUUGAUGGGAAUGAGCAAAAACAGAUGGGGGAAGAGUAGUACUCGCACAUAAGAGUUCGAGCCAGCCCUCUCCAGAGGCCCAAGUUUUGAUUUUGUUCUUGUUUUUUGGGCCUUUCUUUUGAAAGACCAAGGAUGAUGAGGCUUUUCAUAGUUUAACCAAUUUUCAUGUAUUGACAACUUCAGCAAUCAAGUUAUAUAAUUUGAUACAGUUUCAACUUUA